Molecule: messenger RNA, 3401 nt
Organism: Centropristis striata (black sea bass)
Lineage: Eukaryota; Metazoa; Chordata; Actinopteri; Perciformes; Serranidae
Product: transcription elongation regulator 1-like
Cellular component (GO): nucleus
Molecular function (GO): RNA polymerase binding; transcription coregulator activity
Source: RefSeq, a predicted model, not a curated record
AUGGCGGAGCAGACAGAGAGCGAGACCCUCGGCUUCAGCGACAACAGAAUGGUGCAGCAGGCGGUGCGUUUCCGUGGCGCCGCUCCUGCUCCCGCCCCCGUCGUGCCCGCCCCGGCGCCCGCUCAGACUCCCGUGUUACGGGGCCCGCCGCCGCUGCUCCGGCCCCCGCCGCCCCCCUUCGGGAUGAUGAGGGGCCCCCCGCCGCGGCCCCCCUUCGCACGCCCGCCCUUCGACCCCAACAUGCCGCCCAUCCCCCCGCCCGGAGGCAUGCCGCCCCCCAUCGGACCGCCACACCUACAGAGACCCCCGUUCCUGCCCCCGCCCAUGGGGAACCUGCCUCCUCCUCCCGGGAUGCUGUUUCCUCCCGGGAUGCCUCCGGUUCCUUCACCAGGAGCCCCGACACUCAGCCCUGCAGAGGAGAUCUGGGUUGAGAACAAGACGCCGGAGGGAAAGGCGUACUACUACAACGCGAGGACCCGAGAGUCGUCGUGGAGCAAACCGGACGGCGUGAAGAUGAUCCAGCAGUCGGAGCUGAACCCUCUGCUGGUGGCGGGCUCCGGGGGGGCGGGGCCUGGCGUGGGGGGGGCGGCGGCCUCCGGCAGCGUCAACACCACCGCCAGCAGCACCUCCCCCACCCCCUCCACCUCCCUCUCCACCCGCACACUCACCUCCUCCCCUGACUCCUCCCCCUCCCCCUCCGUCAGCAUGGCAGCCUCUGUUGUAGCAGACCUGUCUCCGGUCUCCACGGUGUCAUCCAGCGUGGCGGUGUCUCCGGUAACCGUGGUGACGGUCUCCACGGUGCCGUCCCCGGUGACGGCGGUGCAGACGAUGCCUCUGCUGCCGGCGGCGCUGCCUCACAGCGUGGCCCAGCCCACCGCCGCCCUCCCCGCCUUCCCCCCCGUCAUGGUGCCGCCCUUCAGGGUGCCUCUGCCCGGCAUGCACAUCCCUCUGCCAGGUGUAGCAAUGAUGCAGAUAGUAGGCGCCCCGUGUGUAAAGGCAGGCCCCAGCCCCAACGGCAUGCUGCCCGGUAUGGGCCCGCCCCUGGUGUCCAUGAUGCACCCCCAGCUGGCGCUGUCGGCGGCGCCGGCCUCCAUGGCGGGCUCGCUGCAGCUCCCCGAGUGGUCCGAGUACAAGACGGCCGACGGGAAGACGUACUACUACAACAACCGAACACUGGAGUCCACCUGGGAGAAGCCCCAGGCCCUGCUGGACAAAGAGAAAGAAGCGGAGCGGCUGAAGGAGCGUCUGGCUCAGGAGGAGGCCGAGGCCAUGGAGAUGGAGGACGAGGAGAACAAAACAGAAAACACUAACAACGACAAGGAGGAGCCCAAAGAAGAAGAGAUGACCGAGGAGGAGAAAGCAGCGCAGAAAGCUCGACCCGUGGCCACCAACCCCAUCCCCGGCACGCCAUGGUGCGUGGUGUGGACCGGAGACGAGCGUGUCUUCUUCUACAACCCGACCACGCGUCUGUCCAUGUGGGACCGACCGGAGGAGCUGGUGGGACGCGCCGACGUAGACAAACACAUCCAGGAGCCUCCACACAAGAGAGGACAGGAGGACGCCAAGAGGACGGUGGUCAGUAAGGAGGAGCCGGAGCUUUCUGUCGCUGUCGAGGAGAACCAGGACGAGGAGCCCACCAAAGCCAAGAAGAGGAAGAAGGAGGAGGUGAAGGAGGCGGACUCUGAGAAGGAGGCGGCGAUGGAGGCGGAGCUUAGAGCGGCCAGAGAGCGAGCCAUCGUCCCUCUGGAGGCCAGAAUGACCCAGUUCAGAGAGAUGCUGCUGGAGAGAGGGGUGUCUGCGUUCUCCACCUGGGACAAAGAGCUCCAUAAGAUCGUGUUUGACCCUCGUUACCUUCUGCUGAACCCCAAAGAGAGGAAACAGGUGUUCGAUCAAUACGUGAAGACGCGAGCGGAGGAGGAGAGGAAGGAGAAGAAGAACAAGCUGAUGCAGGCAAAAGACGAGUUCAGGAGGAUGAUGGAGGACGCCAAGUUCACCCCCAGGACGACGUUCAGUGAGUUUGCGGUGAAACACGGCAGAGAUCCGAGGUUCAAGACCAUCGAGAAGAUGAAGGACCGCGAGGCGAUCUUCGUGGAGUUCAUCACGGCGCUGAGGAAGAGGGACAAGGAGGACUCCAAGUCCAGAGGAGAGAAGGUGAAGCAGGAGUUCUGUGAACUCCUGGGGGAGCAGCACCUGGAGUCGGGGCAGCGGUGGAGCAAAGUGAAGGAGCGACUAGAGAACGACUCGCGCUACAAGUCUGUGGAGAGUUCAGCACUCAGAGAGGAACUCUACAAACAGUUCAUGGACAAACAGGCCAAGAGUGUGGACAUAGAGAAGGAGCGUGAGCUGGAGCGCCAGGCUCGUAUCGAGGCGUCUCUGCGUGAGAGGGAGCGGGAGGUGCAGAAGGCUCGUUCAGAGCAGACCAAGGAGAUCGACAGAGAGAGGGAGCAGCACAAGAGGGAGGAGGCCGUCCAGCACUUCAAGGCCCUCAUGUCCGACAUGGUGCGCUCCUCAGACGCCACGUGGUCGGACACGAGGCGUAACCUGCGUAAGGACCACCGGUGGGAGUCGGCCUCGCUGCUGGAGCGCGAGGAGAAGGAGAAGCUGUUCAACGAGCACGUGGAGGCGCUGGCCAAGAAGAAGAAGGAGCACUUCAGACAGCUGCUAGAUGAGACCAGCAUGAUCACUCUGACCACCACCUGGAAGGAGGUGAAGAAGGUGAUCAAGGAGGACCCUCGCUGCAUCAAGUUCUCCUCCAGCGACAGAAAGAGGCAGCGUGAGUUUGAGGAUUACAUCAAAGAUAAAUACAUCACAGCCAAAGCCGACUUCAGGACGCUGCUGAAGGAGACCAAGUUCAUCACGUACAGGUCGAGGAAGCUGAUCCAGGAGUCGGAGCAGCACCUGAAGGACGUGGAGAAGAUCCUGCAGAACGAUAAGCGCUACCUGGUGCUGGAGUGCGUCCCCGAGGAGCGCCGCAAGCUCAUCAUGUUCUACAUCGAAGACCUGGACCGCCGCGGGCCGCCGCCGCCGCCCACCGCCUCCGAGCCCACCCGCCGAUCCACCAAGUGACCAACCGGCGCCACGAGCCACGCCCCCUCUGGCCAGAGCAUGAUCUCCCCUGACCUCCGACCCCUGACCCCGCCCACAGGCCUCCUGAACUGACCCCGCCCCUGAACUGACCCCGCCCCCAGGCCGUGGCGGCCUCGCAGUGUUAACGCCGGGCUGCGUGCAGACGGAGGCGGAGCCGAGCCGUCGCUCUGUCGCCCGGCAACAGAGUCACCUGCUCAGGUGACCUCUGACCUCUGACCGACCACGAGAGGCUGCAGCCAGAGGUGUAAGACAGCUGAGAGAGAGAGUGUGUGUGUGUGUGUGUGUGUGUGUGUGUGUGUGUGUGUGUGUGUGUG